Melozone crissalis (California towhee) is the source of this 2623-nucleotide messenger RNA. RefSeq names its product G protein regulated inducer of neurite outgrowth 2 (gene GPRIN2). Gene Ontology annotation, biological process: neuron projection development. The transcript has a single exon. NCBI's taxonomy places the organism in Eukaryota, Metazoa, Chordata, Aves, Passeriformes, Passerellidae. Gene Ontology annotation, cellular component: plasma membrane. The coding region runs from base 3 to 1793 and encodes 596 amino acids. The record is from RefSeq and is a predicted model, not a curated record.
CCAUGUCAUCUGACAGCCACCAGCUCCACACCCAUUGCUACCAGGACUCACUAAGUUCUACUUGUCACAGUCUCUUGAAUGUCAACAGUCACCCCCUGUCUAAGAGCUCCUCAAAUCUGGCCUGUAUUGGGCACUCAAGGAGUUUUGAGGAAAGGCAAAGCAAACAGGAGCUGAAGAAAAGCCAUAGUAGCACCAUCUGCCAUGUCCUGGAAAACAGGAGUGAUGCAAGGAGUGUGCAGAGUCCUGAGUGGUCCUCCUCACAGUCUGGGAUGGUGGGACUUGGAUCAGAGGUCCAAACCAUAAAUGACCAGUCAGGCAAUGACCAUUCAGAGGGAAGAAAUAAGAACACAAACCAUGUUCUUGUCACUGAACAAUCCUCAGCAUCCUGGGGAGUGGGGGACACUAGGAUGUGUGUGAAGAGCAGCACUGCUGAGAAUGUUUCUUCAGCCUGCUUUGUUCACCAGCAAGGCAUGUGUAAAAUGGAAGAAUCAGGAACUGCCCUCCAGAGAAGCCACUCAGACCUAACCUGCAGCUGCAAACAGCAGACUCAUGUGACUCACAUAGAAACCAGUGCUACUCGCUCCAGCCUCAGCUCUUCUGGCUGCAGGCAUGGUCCACCAGAGGCUAGGAUGUCUUUCCAAACUCAGAGAUAUGGAUCAGAAACAAAUCAAAAUGCAUCUCACUAUCAAAACCUUGUGACUCAUCUUCCAGUCCUACCUAGGGACCAACAGGUACCCACAAAUACCUUUGACAGUGGCAGUAUUCCACGUAACACCACUGUUUACACAGAUCCUGGCACGUUUCACGCUGCUGUCCUAGGACCCCACAUGCCUGGAAACGGUUUCCCAAACAGGACAACGUUCAGUCAAGCCCCUGGGAUUAUUCAUGGCGGUCUGACUUACGGUAGUAUUCCAAACUCUGCCUACUCCCCCAUGGUGAUGACAGUUCACAACAACUCAGCAGGGCCCUGCAGUCUCAGGCAGGACGCCUUGAAGGCAGACGCCACCAUCCCGGCCUAUUGCCACUCCUUGCCCAUCCCAUCCAUCCAGCUCAUCCCACGUCUGGUGUGCUCUGUCAGUGAGACAGGAAAAGAGCAGGCAGCACCUGGCUACUUCCAUUCCUUUUCUGCUUCUGACAUUCUGACAUACCCUAAGCUGGUGUCUUCAGUGAGUGAAUCGGGCCUGGAUGCCAAGAAAAUCCUGAAGUGCUGUAAUGUUCCUGAAGAACAACUGCAACCUGCUCCGCAGGAGAGAGCUCCUCCAGAAGCCAAGGCUGCCCAGGUUGCUCUGAGCAGCCAGCAGGGUGCAGACAUGGCAGUGACAACUAAGGAUAUGUGGACUAUGACCUCUAUGAAUGACAUAACCAAGGGCCUGAAACCGGCUCUGGAGCGCAGAGAUGCCGAGGUACAAACUCUUCCAACCAUGGAAUGCAAAUCGGUGGCAACGAGCCCAGCAGCUGCAGCAGAAGGUCACUCACACGUGUUCCCAGAGGUGAACCUGGAGCAGGGCUUGGAGGCCCCCAAAUCUCCAGUUCGUGAAGUGAGAUGGGAUGAUGAAGGAAUGACGUGGGAAGUGUAUGGGGCAUCUGUGGAUCCAGAAGUCCUCGGGGUGGCCAUUCAAAAACAUCUCGAGUUCCAAAUAGAACAGUUCCAGACAGUGCCUGCUGAGGCAGCUGAGAAAUGUAAUGAGGAGCCACCCCCUGAAAAAGCUGGGAAAAAAAGGCCUUUCAGGACAAUGAUGCAUUCCCUGAGAUAUCCGAGCUGUUGUGCUCGCUCCAGUACUGCAGUGGAGUGAGCACAGCUGCAGGCUGUAGGAAAGCUGUGCUGCUUUCAUUUGUACAUAAAUGCUGACUGUUAAGUGUGAACACAGGAUAUGUGAACAGCCCCCACCAGGAUAAGUGGGGAAAGUUCAGUGAUCAUCAAAUACAUGUUAAAGCAAGGAGAAGUCCAUGGCUGGACCAUCUCACAGAAAACAUAAGAUUAUACUUAAAUAAUGCCAUCCAAAUACUCUUGACUGUAUUUAAUGUAGCACUGUUUCCUUCUACAUUAGUUUUAAACUGUAUUGUAAGGAAUGGAACUUCUUUUUUAAUGAUACAUAUUUUUUGAAAUAAUGAUGACUUUUUUCUGUAUUUUAAUAAUUUAGGGUUAGAAAAAAUGCUUUAAUCAAAGUUCUUAGCUUUAAAUCACAUUCCCUUAAAUUGUUUUGGCAGCUGUUUUGCUGUUAAUUUAAUAAUCCUGACUAUAAACUUGCUUUAACUGUAGACAAAAUAACAAACUUGUGUAAUGAUCUAUGACAAAGAAUUGUAACUUUUUUCUACAUAACUGUGAAGUAAUUUCAGUGUUGCUAGUCUGAACUCUUCCCUUAGCAAGCUCAUGUACAGUUGGAGGACACUCCAUCAACUUUCCAAUUAGUUUGUAGUUAUGAUGAAUUACACUCUAAAUACCCAGAACUCACGUUUACCAAGUGGUUGACACAAAUGUACAGUGUUACCAAAGAUGGCUGGUGUAAUGUGAAUUACUGAGUGCUUGUUUUAGAGACCUGAAACAGAAGCUGUUCAGAUUAGUCUGUGGCACCACCAUACCCCACAACUCACGAGCAGUUUUGGUUUGCUUCCAUUAAAAGUA